UGGAUACAAAUUGUAAACUCACUGUCUGACCCAUACUCCGGAACAGUAGGAGGCGGUAAUGCUCCUUUACGUUGGUUGCCAACCGCCGAUAAACACAAAGGAGAAGGAGAAGAGGCGGACUAAAACUUUGUUAUCGAGGGCAGAGCGAAACCGGAAGGUUUACUGAGCUGUGGCUUCACGUAGACGCUGAGCAUAAGCUCGAAGGCGGUCAGGUUUUUUUAUAUGGGACGAAUCCAAAGACCAGGUCAGCGAUUCCAGAACUGAGAGCGUUCCAGUGUUCACUGGAUGGCGAGCCAACCCAAGAUCCUUGGAGACAACAUACAUACACACGCACACUCAUUUGCACAUUGAUGGACUACAAUCCUCUACUGUACAAGUAGUACGGUAGGACUGACAAUCACACACACUCUUAACAUUGGAUGAACUCUAAUGCAAUACACCUGUUUGUCAUGGGCCCCACCGGUACCCUUUGGUCUUAAAAGGACUAAUUCUUUUGCUUGUGCACAAUUUUAUUUUAUUCUAAUUUUUUUUUUUUGCUAUUUUGGGGGAAUUUUUCUAUAUUUGAAGUUCUGUUAAACCUGUUGUAAUACUGUGUGGUUACAAAAUUCUUUUAAAAGGCUUAACAUCACUAAAGUACUUUUAAGCCACACAAGUGUGUUUGUCUGGUUUCUGUGUCAUUCAUAUACCAGAGCUCUAAGAGUCGUUCUUAAUCUUCUGGUACUAGCCCAAAUUACUCAUUACCUUGGUAAUUAUCCAUUGGUACUUUAUAUAACUCCACGUAAGUGCUACAUUACACUAACUGUUAGUAGUUCAACGAUCCAGUGAAGAUCCACCACUCUGGUUAGUAGUGGCUUCCUUAAAGCAUAAGGAACAGUAAAGAGAGACGCACAGACGAUCAGACUGAGUUCAGAGCAAACUAGCAGCUUCCUCUGAGUGAGUCCAGCUACAGGAGAGAAAAGUGGAAAACUCCAACACUGCUGCUUCAAGCUGCUGACGCUCCACACACUGAAUCUUCACUCACAGACUCAAUGGCUUCCAGAUCAGAGGAGGAUCUCUGCUGUCCGGUCUGUCAGGAGGUCUUCAGAGAUCCUGUUAUUCUGUCAUGUAGCCACAGCUUCUGUAAAGACUGUCUGAAGAGAUGGUGGAGAGAGAGACCAACACACGAGUGUCCAGUUUGUAAGAGAAGAUCUUCCAAGGAUCCACCUCCUAACCUGGCUUUAAAGAACCUGUGUGAGUUGUUACAGGAGAGAUAUCCGAGAGCUUCAGAGGCUCUCUGCAGUCUGCACUCUGAGGAACUCAAACUCUUCUGUCUGGACCAUCAGCAGCCAGUGUGUGUCGUCUGCAGAGACUCAGAAAAACACACCAAUCACAGAUUUAGACCCAUCGAUGAAGCUGCACAACAACACAAGAAGGAACUUCAGGAAACUCUGGAGCACUUAAAGAAGAAGUUAAAGGUUUGUGAAGAAGUUCAAGUGAAGUUUGAUCAAACAGCAGAACACGUUAAGGUCCAGGCCCGACACACAGAGAGGCAGAUUAAGGAGCAGUUUAAGAAGCUUCACCAGUUUCUAGCAGAGGAAGAGGAGGCCAGGCUGGCUGCCCUGAGGGAGGAAGAGGAGCAGAAGAGUGGGAUGAUGAAGGAGAAGAUGGAGGCUCUGAGCAGAGAGAUAGCAGCUCUUUCAGACACAGUCAGAGCCACAGAGGAGGAGCUGAGAGCUGAAGACGUCUCAUUCCUGCACAACUACAAGGCUGCAGUGGAAAGAGUCCAGCGCUGCCCCCUGCUGGAUGAUCCACAGCUGCCCUCAGGAGCUCUGAUAGACCAGGCCAAACACCUGGGCAACCUGACCUUCAACAUCUGGAAGAACAUGAAGGACAUGGUCUCCUACACUCCUCUCAUUCUGGACCCAAACACUGCUCAUCCAAACCUCAUCCUGUCUGAAGAUCUGACCAGUGUGAGACGAGGAGGAGAGAGGCAGCAGCUUCCCGAUAAUCCAGAGAGGAUUGAUUUGUUCUAUUCUGUCCUGGGCUCUGAGGGCUUUAACUCAGGGACUCACAGCUGGGAUGUUGAUGUUGGAGACAGUACAUGGUGGAGACUGGGUGUGUUAGCAGAGUCUGUGCAGAGGAAGGGAGACAUAGAGUCUGGUUUAUGGAGAUUAGGCUUCAGUUCAGAUAAAUAUUCAGCACAUUCACCAUCUGCUCCAGAAACUGAUCUUGUAAUACAGAAGACGUUCCAGAGGAUCAGAGUGAAUCUGGACUGGAACAGAGGAAAGCUGUCGUUCUCUGAUCCUGAUACUAACACACACAUACACACCUUCACACACACCUUUACUGAGAAGAUGUUUCCAUAUAUUCACCCUAUGGAUGACAUGAAGAUAUCACCAGUGAAGGUAUCAGUGGAGCAGACCAAUUCAGGAUGAUUAUAUUCUUAAUGCUGUUUGCUCUCAGUAAACCUACUAAAAUGUAGUUAUACUGUAGUUUUAUGUAAUGAAAAAAAUCAUCAACGUUACUUUUUCAGUUAAAUUAAGAGAAAGAAGGCAAUUUCUACAAUUUUACAUUUCAGUGA
Messenger RNA from Pelmatolapia mariae (spotted tilapia), 2560 nucleotides. RefSeq names its product nuclear factor 7, brain-like. Lineage: Eukaryota; Metazoa; Chordata; Actinopteri; Cichliformes; Cichlidae. Gene Ontology annotation, molecular function: protein binding; zinc ion binding; ubiquitin protein ligase activity. Gene Ontology annotation, biological process: protein ubiquitination. The record is from RefSeq and is a predicted model, not a curated record. The coding region runs from base 1029 to 2414 and encodes 461 amino acids. Gene Ontology annotation, cellular component: cytoplasm. The transcript has 5 exons.